AUGUGGGCUUUUUCCAUUCCUGUCGUGGCUCUAAUACGUCAAUCCUAUCCCAUCCUCUCAGAACUUGACGAUCUCCUAAGACCACUAGUGGAGACUCGGAAUCAUCUGACGCAUCUACGAAAGAACCUCGACGCGGCUGGUUGGACGGUAUCGGUGCUGUCGCGCGACAGCGAAAGUUCGCGAAGUAUGGACUCACUUGAGCAAUUCAUCGCUGCCGUUCAGAAGGUGCCGUCGGAUUGUCGACGCCUUUUGCAAUGGACGCAACUUCUCAUUCCAUCUUCGUCGAUUGUAUUUCUUAGCCCCAUCGCUGACACAAAGCCGGAGGUUGCUGUGCCCAUCACUGUUACCCAGCCAAAGGCCAACGAUCGUCCUGCGCAUUUACUCGGGUAUGAGGUUUUUCAGAUGCUAUUCGCCAGACGAAUUAGUCAACAUUUGUUAAGGUCGCCUCCGUUUUUGGACGAAACGAAACGCUUGUCGUCGUCGUCCACGUCUACUGUGACGUCGUCUGACUCAUCACAGCCGUCGUCUAUUCUCGUGACCAAGCACAGUGGGGACAAGCCAAAGGGACGAGUCACCUUUGCCGACGAGCCACGCGAUCGCCCAUCAGUAGCGCUUUCCCAUGACAAUGGCGAGUGCUCGAAGGCUCCCCACAUGAAUGGCUCGCUGCGAUUCGCGAUGCCUUCAUCGGGACCCCAUCGUCUACAGGAGACCCGAAUAAUCGAGGAAGACGACCUUGAGUCAAACGUCAGCGAGGGAGAAAGUCUCUUCCAGGACUACGCCUACUUGGAUGACGUGGUUCCUGGACGAUCUAAUUCCUUCAACAAUGUUGCGAAUAACUCAAUUAGUGAUGAGGAUCGCCAGUUAGUUCGCUUCUAUGCUCCACAGCUAGAUCAACACACCGAGUCGCUCUCCCUGGCUAUUGAAGAUUUCUUGGGUACGGUCGAGAACAACUUACCGCCCCGAGAAUUUGUACAGAAAGGGAAGCUUAUUAUUCUGGCAGCACAUAAAUUAAUCUACAUUGGGGAUACGGUAUCACAGUGUGUGGGAGACCGGGCAGCUAGUAACAGCCUUCGACAAUGCGCCGAUCGGUUAUGUGAAUUGCUUAAGGAAUGCGUCAGAGCGACAAAACUCGCUUCUGAAGAGUACCCCGAGCUGAAGAGUAUGCAAGGAAUGAUUGACAGUAUCAUCGCGGUGUCGAAAACUGCACAAGAAAUGAAAGUGCUUGUGAAGCAAUGGUGCUAA
This is a messenger RNA of Ostertagia ostertagi, 1242 nucleotides long. Lineage: Eukaryota; Metazoa; Nematoda; Chromadorea; Rhabditida; Trichostrongylidae. The record is from the annotation of a GenBank genome assembly.